UUUGGUUUGGUUGCUAAGACACCGCUGUUAUUCACCGAAGAGUAUGUCACGAAGUCCUUCAACCUUUGUGGAUGCUGAUAAUCCACAUCAGAGUCUUCGCUCACAGUCAGAACUGACUGACACUGAGAGCAGGAGUGAAACUGAUGAAGCAGAAAGUGAUUUGGGCACAUGCACAAUAUUGCAGAGUGAUGAUGUCUGCACUGACAGCCGUGAGGAGAGCGUAUGUACAGAAACACAGAAAACUAUAGGAUCACACUGGAGCUCAUACGUGCAGCCCAAAGCUGAAGGAGACCUCCGUAUAUACAGCCAGCUGGAAUGUGGCUGUGAGGUGAUGGCGUGCCAGUUUAAUAAUGAUGGUGCUCUUCUGGCUGUUGGACUCAGUAAUGGAACAAUUAAGGUGUAUAACACAGACACCAGCAGUCUAGUGCAGACACUUAGGGACAGUGAGAGCCUGCUGUCCUCUCUCCCUGUCACUGCACUGCGCUUCAUUCUCAGCUCCAAGUCUCACAGCCUCCUUCUGGCCACAUAUGCCAGUGGCAGCGUGAGGUGCUGGUACAUAUGGGGGCAUGAAUGUUUGUGGACUGUAAGAGAGGUUGGAGAAAGUUCCUCCCAAGGAGAGCCAAGGCAGACGCUCUCGCUGUCCAUCUCCGCCUCUGGUGAGACGGCAGCAGCUGGGGGCUCAGACUCUGCAAUACACCUAUAUGACAUGAAGACUCAGCAGAGGCUUUCAACCUGUAGUGCAAGCUCUUCCAGGACGGUUAUGGAUGGACAUAGGCUUCGAGUCUUUGCUGUGACAUUCCACCCUGCGAAGGAGAAUGAGUUCAUUUCAGGAGGCUGGGAUAAUACUAUACAUUUCUGGGACACUAGACAACAGCGCUCUGUCAGAAUGCUGUCAGGUCCUCAUAUCUGUGGGGACUCUCUCCAUAUUGACCCUGUGACCAACCAAAUCCUCUCUGGGUCCUGGAGGAAGGAGAAAGCCCUUGAGAUCUGGGAGUAUUCUUCUGGCCAGAAGAUAUGUGAAGUCCCCGAAGACCCCCACGGACAGAGCAGAGUCUACACCUGUGAUUGGCUGGGACAGGAUUACAUUGUGGCAGGUGGUAGCCAACCAAACAUGUUGAGACUCAUCGAUCGGCGCACAUUGACGUCUGUGUCCAGGGUGCUUGGUCUGCCGUCGGCCAUAUUCAGUUCUUCCAUCAGCCCAAGAGGAAAGUGCACAGGGUUAAUUGCUGUCACUUCAGGAAGCAGAGUAUUCCUGUUAGACAGCAGUAGCCACCAGGCAAUGAAGCAGAAUGUCCACUGUGAAGAGAAAUAGACCUUUAUAUUUCAACAAAUAUAGUCCUCCACGUUUCUGUGCUGCUAAUAUCACACAUAUUUUUUUAGACUUAAUGAUGUAACAAGCUUUUGCUUACAGGCACCCUAAACUACCUUUAUGUGUUCAAUGGACUGCUCAAUAAAUUUGAAUUAUUAUUAUCAUUUUAAA
Molecule: messenger RNA, 1480 nt
Organism: Paramormyrops kingsleyae
Lineage: Eukaryota; Metazoa; Chordata; Actinopteri; Osteoglossiformes; Mormyridae
Molecular function (GO): protein binding
Source: RefSeq, a predicted model, not a curated record